Messenger RNA from Aegilops tauschii subsp. strangulata, 1111 nucleotides. RefSeq lists its product as uncharacterized. Lineage: Eukaryota; Viridiplantae; Streptophyta; Magnoliopsida; Poales; Poaceae. Gene Ontology annotation, molecular function: protein binding. The record is from RefSeq and is a predicted model, not a curated record.
CAUAGCCGGUGACCAAUGGCGUCGGGCACCAGGGAGGAAGCUCCCAGUCCCAGCUCGCCCGUUGUGGUCCAAACUAACUCUCCACGGGAGAUGGAUGCCCGGCUGCUAGCGCUGGUCUGCUCAGGCACUUUCCAGGAUCUAGAAUCAUUCCUCGACGGACAAGACCACCAAGCAUCUUCCGUCGUCGGAGGGUCGGCGGCACGGCGACCUUCCGGUGACGACGAGGAAGCAUUUCUCAGAGAGUCGGUCCUGGACGGGGUCACCGUCGGAGGCGACACUGUUCUCCAUGUAGUCGCCACCAAUGGUGACUCUCAAGACUUCUUGAAGAAAGCCGGCCUCGUCCACAGGAAGGCACAGAACCUCCUCUGUGCGCAGAACAAUGACGGAGAUACACCCCUGCAUUGUGCGGCACGGGAGGGGAACUUCGCCAUGGUGUCUCUUCUCAUUGAUCUUGCUAGAGGCCAGGAUGACAAUGCUAACAGUUUGAAGGCAUUGCUGAGAACAGAAAACAAGAUCAAAUGGACAGCCUUGCAUGAGGCUAUCAAGUCUCUCCCUGUUGGGCACGAUGAUAUGGUCGAGUUGCUCAUGAAGAAGGACCCGCAGUUGGCCAGUUUCCCGAAAGAUGGCACGUCGCCAUUGUACCUGGCCAUCUUGGAGGGGAAGAGUUUCAUCGCGGAAACACUCUAUGAGUUGAGUGGCGGGGUGCUCUCAUACUCCGGACCAAAUGGACAAAAUGUACUGCAUGCUGCUGUUCUCCGAGGCGAAGGUAAAUGUGUUUUUCACCUGCCAUUUUUCUUGUACAUUUUUUAAAUAAUAUGUCCAGUUUAAAAUACAUUUGCUUCAUUACAUUUUGGAUUCAGGACCAUUAGUGUAUUGUUUGAAGCAAGGUUAUGCGACGAGUUCUAAGUUCUAAAAACAUAUAGAUUUGUGUGCUGGAAUAAUCCAAACAUAGUUUUUAUCGGUAUAUGUUAGUUUUGGAGUUUCAUAUCAGAAUCUGUGUCGAGUAAGUAAACGAUUCAGAGUUUAGGCAGUCACUGAAUAGGCUAUAUAUGUGAAUACGCAUAGCUUGUACACCACCAGAAAACAAGAAGAGAAAUAAAGAUAAAAAAGA